Molecule: messenger RNA, 381 nt
Organism: Dermacentor silvarum
Lineage: Eukaryota; Metazoa; Arthropoda; Arachnida; Ixodida; Ixodidae
Product: lipase 1-like
Exons: 3
Coding region: 40-381 (113 amino acids)
Source: RefSeq, a predicted model, not a curated record
GGCUUCUUGCUCGCCGACAAUGGUUUCGACGUCUGGUCCAUGAACACGAGGGAGGCCAAGACGUACGCAAGUCAUCUCACGCUGUCGAAGCACAAUCCAAAGUUCUGGAGAUUUAGUUUUGACGAAAUGGGGCGCUACGACGUCGCUGUUUGCAUCGACCACGUUCUGAACGCCACCGGCGCCCCCAAACUAACGAUAGUGGCGUUUUCCCAAGGAUUCCUCGCAAACCUCGUUCUUCAUUCAGUGAGGCCCGAGUACAACGAAAAGGUGAACCUUCUCGUAGGCUAUGGUCCUGUCGGAAAUAUCACCCACAUUGAGCCACCAUUUGCUUGGGUAUUACCGAUCUCUUCGAUACUUGAGGCAAGUCAUUUCACACUUUGA